Molecule: messenger RNA, 1194 nt
Organism: Funneliformis mosseae
Lineage: Eukaryota; Fungi; Glomeromycota; Glomeromycetes; Glomerales; Glomeraceae
Source: the annotation of a GenBank genome assembly
AUGCCUGCUACACGUAAACACCUUCACAUUUCGAAACCCCGCCGUCGUCAACGUUCCGUGAGUCUUACCACUCGAGCUUCACGUUGUGGGGUAAAAAAUUAUAUUAACGUUCUCAAGAGUAUUCACCCUUCCGUUGAGACCUUUUUUCCGGUAACGAAGCAAUAUCUGCAAGAGUAUAUUGACGCAAAGAAGAAGCAGGGUACUAUCAAGGCGAACUCUUUGGACCAAUAUUUUCAACACAUUGAAAGUUAUAAUAUGGCUCUUGGUCAUGGUUGGGACUCUCAAGAAUUUGAACCCAUGAUGCGUGAUGUAUUGGAAGAAUUGGUUCAAAACGAGGAAAGGACCGGUCAACGAAAAACCACUUCAACAGCACCUGGUGACGAUGAUGAUGAAAGUUUGGGUCAGGAUGACAUAAACGAUUCGUCAUCAAUCCAAAUCGUUUGCUUUGACAUGUUACAUGUCCCUCCCGUUAAACUCGAGCGCAACGCGCGAAUUCCCAUGGUAACCAACGAUGAGACGAUGAUUUCCCUCCCUUAUUUACACAACGCAAUCGCAACCGCAAAGUUUCCAAAGAAAUGGGGAAAGGUUGAUAGAUCUAUGAUCUAUUAUCGAACCGAAACGUGGAAGGAUGCACCACAUUACGGGUUGUCUGAUGAAAAUGCCUUUAAGAAUUUCUGUGAAAGUUGGUCAAAUCAAAGAGAGGGUAGUGAAGUUCAAUUGGUUUUAUAUGCCAAGCCACGCAGCACGACUCCAGCCGCCACGAUCCAACCUUUGCAAUUGCCAUCGAAUAGUGAUUCGACUAUGAUUUCAUCAAAUAUUCCUUUGGCGCCUCUCACUCCUCGUAAAAGUCCACCUCGCUUACAACAAAUUCCUUCUCUCGAUUUUAGUCCAGGUCCAGAUAGCGCAACACCAUCACCGACCUUCAUACAACUCAAAUCCGUCACCAUCCGAUCACCCACCAGAAUCUACAAACAGAAUAUCGCCGUUUCAGACAAAACAACAUUUUCUUCACUUUUGUCUUUUGCUAUCAAGAAACCAGCACCACAAGGAAAGCAAUUUGUUUUACAAAGCGCAGAUGGGGAAUUGGAAUAUAUGCCGGAGGAUCCAGUUAGGAAAGUGAUUUACGGUUCACUUCAUGCGGAUGUGAUCGUAAAGAUGGAAGAUGUCAGGGAGGUUGACUUUGCACAAUUUUAG